GCAAAGAAAUUCCUCCUUAGGUCUAGUCUGAGUCUUCUCGAAGCCUCCUCCAGGGUGAACAACCCCAACUCUCUUAGGCUGUCCUCCUAUGGGAGGUGCUCCAGCCCUCCCAUACUAGUUGGGGAAAGACUCCAAACAGAGGUGAUUACAGAAGAAGACACGUGUUCAGCACAGAUCACACUGAACACGAGACAUUGUCAUCUUCAAUGAAUGAACAGUGUCUAGGAAAACCGUGCUUGAAACAAAACACACUGUCAGAGGGAUAUUCUGCCCAACUUCCAAAAACGUACAGUUACCGAGGUGAAACUUUACUUUAGCUCACAUAAAAAAUCUUCCAUUUUCUCUAAUAACUACUACUCCUUGUAUCAGCGCUGGGUGAUCUUUAGGAUCCCUUGCAACCCAAACUGGCGAAUCCCUGGAGGCAGCGUGGGUGUGCUGUGCCUGCGUCCCCCCGAGGACUUUACCCCAUGGCUACGUGGGGCAGGUGGGGGUGCAAGGGGCACUGGAGGAGCCUGGAUCGGGAGAGCUCAGCCCUUGUGGAGGCAUCAGCUCCUAGGGAGAAGCCUGCUCGGGGGGUGGGGGCUUAAGAAGCGGGCAUUCAGUACUGGAUACACUGGGGAAUCGAUCUAUAAGUAGCAGGUUUUCUAAACCACUAAAUUUAUACAUAUUAUAUUUCUUGUAAAAAUCAUGGAUAUUAAUCACAUUUCGAUCCACCCCCCUGUGUAUCUGGUACUGAAUGAAGAGACUGCCUGCCUCUUAAGCCCCCCAUGUUCAGAAGUUCCCUUUCCCAACUUCGGUGACAUGGCGCUGUGUGUCAGCCCUCCCCAGAGAGGUGUGUGCUCGGCAUUGGCCUCGAGCACCCCUUUUGCCUCAGGGUUAAUGCAGGUUUGGGGAGAGGAGGGAGCGGAGAAGGUGGUGGUGGUGACGUAUAGCGAUAGUAGGCACCUGUCGUGGCUCACUGCUGUGCCCACAACAUGCCUUGGAUAUCAAGUGCCUGUUUGUAUACCAGCCUUUUUAAUACGUCGCCCGAGGUCACCAAUCGGCGUGAUUGAAAUGUUGGAGAUGUGUCAAAGCGCUCCUGGGACACGCACUGGGAAAGGACGGCGGCUCGGAGUGCUCCCUUACACGGGGAAUAGCUGCAUGUCAGUGAGGUGGAAACGCGAACGGUUUAUGGAAGUAACAAUAUUAAUGCUACAGAGUGGCAGGAAGGAAGUAUUUCAUUGGGCAGGGAGUCCAAAGGUUUUAAAGAAGACAAGAAAGAACAGUGUGGAAGAGCCAGAUACUGUCUAUGGAUGAAAGGACAGCAGCUGCAUGCCAGCAGACAUGAACAAUAAAAAAGAAAUGCUUCUCAGGGAUAGAGAACUGGCUUUUUCACAAGCAUGCUGUACUGUAGUGCUUCAUAUUAGGUAUGCAACUGUUAUGUGGCAUGUUGAGCAUUCCUAAAAUUAACAACUUAUCCAAGAGCCUUACAUAACAAUUUGGAAAAGUCUUUACCUUAAGGUCUUUCAGAGUUCUACAAAGCAAGAAAGAAAUGCUACAAAAGAA
Messenger RNA from Cuculus canorus (common cuckoo), 1545 nucleotides. RefSeq lists its product as uncharacterized. The coding region runs from base 688 to 1296 and encodes 202 amino acids. NCBI's taxonomy places the organism in Eukaryota, Metazoa, Chordata, Aves, Cuculiformes, Cuculidae. The transcript is spliced from 2 exons. The record is from RefSeq and is a predicted model, not a curated record.